Paramisgurnus dabryanus is the source of this 4142-nucleotide messenger RNA. RefSeq names its product isoleucyl-tRNA synthetase 1 (gene iars1). Gene Ontology annotation, biological process: isoleucyl-tRNA aminoacylation. The record is from RefSeq and is a predicted model, not a curated record. NCBI's taxonomy places the organism in Eukaryota, Metazoa, Chordata, Actinopteri, Cypriniformes, Cobitidae. Gene Ontology annotation, molecular function: ATP binding; isoleucine-tRNA ligase activity; tRNA binding.
UCGCUGAAUUGCAUCAUUUUCUCUCUUCCUCUCCUCACCGGUAAGGACUCGCAUUCAAAAUGGUGGAAGCAGUACAGGAAAGCAUCAACUUUCCCACUGAAGAGGAGCGAAUCCUGAAGUUCUGGGAGGAGAAAGAUUGUUUCCAGGAGUGUCUCAGACAAUCCAAAACCAGGCCAAGGUACACGUUCUAUGAUGGGCCGCCAUUUGCCACAGGUCUCCCUCACUAUGGUCACAUCCUGGCAGGAACCAUCAAGGACGUUGUGACGAGGUUUGCCCACCAGAGCGGCUUUCAUGUGGACAGGAGGUUUGGUUGGGAUUGUCAUGGGUUGCCUGUGGAGUAUGAGAUUGAUAAAACACUGAACAUUAAAGGACCUGAAGAUGUUGCUAAAAUGGGAAUCGAAGAAUAUAACAAGAAGUGCAGGGGUAUCGUCAUGAGAUAUGCCGAUGAAUGGGAGACGUCUGUGAGGAGAAUGGGUCGCUGGAUUGACUUCAGAAAUGACUAUAAGACUCUGUACCCAUGGUUUAUGGAGACAGUCUGGUGGGUUUUUAAGCAGCUGUAUGAUAAAGGUUUGGUGUACAGAGGGGUAAAGGUUAUGCCCUUCUCCACCGCCUGCAACACACCGCUCUCCAACUUUGAGGCCAAUCAAAACUACAAGGAUGUGCAGGACCCGUCCGUGAUUGUAAACUUCCCUCUGUUGGAGGAUGAGACUGUGAGUUUUAUCGCAUGGACUACCACACCAUGGACCCUGCCCAGUAACCUGGCUCUCUGUGUCAACCCUGACUUAAUCUACAUCAAGGUUAAAGAUAACAGCUCAGAGAAGAUCUACAUCAUGAUGGAGGCCAGACUAGUAGCUCUCUUCAAAUCUGAAAGUGAAUACACCAUCCUGGACAGAUUUCCUGGCAAGACCCUGAAGGGCAAGAAAUACAAACCACUUUUCGACUACUUCGUCAAGUGUAAGGAGAAUGGUGCUUUCUCUGUGGUGCUGGAUAACUAUGUACGUGAUGAUGACGGUACAGGAGUCGUACAUCAGGCCCCAUACUUUGGAGCUGAUGAUUACCGUGUCUGCACAGAGUACAAGAUCAUCCAGAGGGAUUCGGUUCCUAUUUGUCCUGUUGAUGCUUCUGGUGUGUUCACUUCCGAGGUCACCCAUUUUGAAGGUCAAUAUGUGAAGGACGCAGACAAAAACAUUAUCAAGUGGUUGAAGGAGAACGGCCGUCUGGUAAAUGCCAGCUCUUUCAAACACAACUACCCUUUCUGCUGGAGGUCGGACACACCUCUGAUCUAUAAGGCGGUGCCCAGCUGGUUUGUGAGAGUUGAACACAUGGUGGAGAAACUUCUGGACAACAACAGCAAAUGUUACUGGGUUCCUGAGUUCGUGAAAGAGAAGCGGUUUGGCAAUUGGCUGAGGGAUGCACGAGACUGGGCCGUCUCCAGGAACCGAUACUGGGGGACACCCAUCCCGCUGUGGGUCAGUGACGACUUUGAAGAGGUGGUGUGUGUGGGCUCCAUGGCUGAACUUGAGGAACUGACAGGAGUUAAAGUAACUGAUCUUCACAGGGAGAGCAUCGACCGUCUGACUAUCCCCUCUCGCUGUGGAAAGGGUCAACUUAAGAGGGUCUCUGAAGUGUUCGACUGCUGGUUUGAGAGCGGCAGCAUGCCUUACGCCCAGGCGCACUACCCGUUUGAGAACAAGCGAGAAUUUGAGGAUACCUUCCCGGCAGAUUUCAUCGCUGAGGGCAUCGAUCAGACCAGAGGAUGGUUCUACACAUUACUUGUGCUGUCCACUGCCCUAUUUGGGAAACCCCCAUUCAAGAAUGUGAUCGUCAACGGUCUUGUUCUUGCAAGUGAUGGACAGAAAAUGAGUAAACGUAAGAAGAAUUAUCCAGAUCCAAACUUAAUCGUGCAGAACUACGGCGCUGAUGCGCUCCGACUGUAUCUGAUCAACUCUCCUGUGGUCCGUGCUGAAAACCUUCGCUUCAAAGAAGAGGGGGUGAGAGAUGUGCUCAAAGAUGUCUUCCUACCCUGGUACAACGCAUAUCGCUUCUUGGUGCAGAACAUCCAAAGGUUGCACAAGGAAGAGUCCAUAGAGUUUCUGUACAACGAGAGGACAGCCAGCUUGAGCGAAAACAUCAUGGACAAAUGGAUCCAGUCUUUCACUCAAUCACUCAUUCAGUUCUUCAGAGAUGAGAUGGGAGCCUUCAGACUCUAUACUGUGGUUCCCAGGCUUGUCAAAUUUGUGGAUAUGCUCACCAACUGGUAUGUGAGGACUAACCGCAGGCGACUGAAGGGUGAGAGUGGUACUGAGGACUGCAUGCAUGCCUUGGAGACCCUCUUCAGUGUGCUGUUCUCAAUGUGCAGACUGAUGGCCCCAUUCACUCCAUUCAUAACAGAGCUGAUGUAUCAGAAUCUGCGUCACCUGAUUGAUCCGGUAUCAAUGGAGGAGAAGGACACAGGAAGUAUUCACUACCUCAUGCUGCCACAUGUCAGGGAAUCUCUGAUUGAUAAACGCAUUGAGAAUGCUGUGUCACAGAUGCAGUCUGUCAUUGAGCUGGGUCGUGUCAUCAGAGACAGAAAGACGCUCCCCGUCAAGUAUCCGCUGAAGGAAGUGGUGGUGAUCCAUCAGGACCCAGAAGCUUUAAAAGACAUUCAGUCCCUACAGAAAUACAUCCUGGAGGAGCUGAAUGUUCGCCAGCUCACUCUGUCUACAGACAAGGAUAAAUAUGGAAUUCGUCUGAGGGCUGAACCUGAUCACAUGGUGCUGGGCAAACGACUGAAAGGAGCCUUUAAAUCUGUUACUGCUUCCAUCAAAGAGCUAAAGAGUGAAGAGCUGGAAGCCUUCCAGAGGACAGGAUCCAUAGUUGUGGAUGGUCAUGAGCUACAUGAGGAGGACCUGCGUCUGAUGUACACCUUUGAUCAGACCUCAGGAACAUCUUCACAAUAUGAGGCCCAUUCAGAUGCACAGGUCCUGGUUCUUCUUGACAUCAGCCCAGAUCAGUCCAUGUUAGAUGAGGGCGUGGCCCGUGAGGUCAUAAACCGCAUUCAGAAGCUACGCAAAAAGGGUCAUCUGGUCCCAUCGGAUGAGAUCACAGUGUAUUACAGCAGUGAGCCGGCCGGUGGAUACCUGGAUAAAGUCAUCCAAACACACACUGACUUCAUCUUGGCCACUACGAAGGCCCCACUGAAACCCUAUCCAGUGCCCAAGAGUGCAACUGUUAUUGUUCAGGAGAAAACUGAGCUGAAAGGCUCAGAUCUGGAUUUAACUAUCGUAAGAGGUGCUGCCGUCUCCAGGGCUCCUUUGACGACUGCUGCAUGUGCUUACGUCAACCUGAAAAUAACUCUCAAGGACAAACAGCAAGAGGGCGUUGUUCUGCUGGAGAAUCCCAAGGGUGAUAACCUACUGGACGUGGAGCGGCUGAAGAUUGUUUGCUGUAGCGUUUUUGGACUCAAUGGCGCUCCUGUGGCCAUAUUUAAUGGCAAGACAGAGCUGACAGCUAAUGCUGAUCUGAUUUCUCUGAAUGGGAAAACUCUGACCGUAACCUCCGGUAUAAGUCCUGCUGUUGUGACUGACUCAAACUCUCUCCUGUGUCCAUAUGUUAAUCUCCAGCUUAUGAACGCCAGUCCAGCAGAAUGUCAGUCUGGAGAUGUGGGGACGCUGCUGUUAAUGAAUCCAGUGGGUAAAAACGGCCUUCAGUAUCCUGAGCUCCUGCAUGAAACCGCACGAGUGUUUGGCCUGAGAGGCAGGAAGCUGAAGCUCUACAUGAACGAAGAUCUUACAGAAGAAUUGACAGAGACUUUUCCUCUGAAGACACUGAACACCAAAACUCUGUAUGUGAAUGCUCUGCCCACAACUGCAGAAGCCUAGUGAUGUCACAUUCUUUCAACACCAAUUACAGUAAAACACAUCUAAUAAUAAAUCAGCUCAUUUUCAUCACAUCUUCAUUAUGAUGGUUUCUUAUUUCUUCUGGGCUUUAUAUUGGUGAUACCCUGUAUUAAUUACUUAGAUCACUAUAUCAUUAAAGUCUGUUAGGAUACCAAACCAUAUGAUGUAAAUCAGAUCCACUAGACUUGACCUGUACUUUCUGAACAUUCGUGGUGUUCUAUUGAAAAACUCUGAAUAAAGCUUUCGAAUGAACAACUUUUA